Molecule: messenger RNA, 1419 nt
Organism: Pteropus alecto (black flying fox)
Lineage: Eukaryota; Metazoa; Chordata; Mammalia; Chiroptera; Pteropodidae
Product: phosducin-like protein 2
Exons: 13
Coding region: 1-1419 (472 amino acids)
Biological process (GO): regulation of smooth muscle contraction; protein folding
Cellular component (GO): cytoplasm
Source: RefSeq, a predicted model, not a curated record
AUGGUAUCCAGAAUCAAACUUUUGGCUUGGAACAGAGGUGAAGCGGGGGCGGGCAGCGGGUCCGAAGUGACGCGGGAGACCGUGGCGCGAGGCGGCGAGGUGACGAGCCAGGAGCACGCGCUGCCUCAGCCCACGUGUCCGCGAGAUUUAAAAGUUCGCAGCGUGCCGGACUGUCAGUUCCGCGGCCGAGCCCAGCGAGCGCGCACCAGGGACGCAGAGACACCGCCAGGACUCUGCGUGGGACAGCGCAGGGUCCCGAGCCCCCAGCCGCCCGCAGGAGCAGAGAUGCCGCCAGUAGCGAGCCGCCGCCCGGGGCUGUCCCCGGGACAAGCGGCUGCGGCGUUCCGGCUCCUGGCGCUGCUGCUGCUGCUCUCCUAUUGCGCGCGCGCCUGUCGAGGUGCUCCAAUAUUACUUCAAGGAUUACAGCCUGAACAAGAACUACAGUUGUGGAAUGAGAUAGAUGCUACUUGUUCAUCUUUCCUGUCCAUUGGUUCUCAGCCUCAGGUAACCAAUGCAUUGGAGGAGCUUUGCUUGAUGAUCAUGGGGACUCUACCAAAGUCCCAGAAAGCAAAUGAAAAAGAUAAUACCAAAAGGUUCUUAUUUCAUUAUUCGAAGACACGGAAGUUGGGUAAUUCGAAUGUGGAAGAAUUCCAAGGUCCUAUUACAAGCCAAAGUCGAAGAUACUUUUUAUUCAGGGACCCAAAUGAAGAUACAGAAUGGAAUGAAAUUUUAAGAGAUUUUGGCAUUCUUCCUCCAAAAGAAGAACCAAAAGAUGAAAUUGAAGAAAUGGUUUUACAUUUACAGAAAGAAGCAAUGGUUAAACCAUAUGAAAAGAUGACUCUUGCACAGUUGAAGGAAGCUGAAGAUGAAUUUGAUGAUGAAGAUAUGAGAGCUAUUGAAACAUAUAGAGAAAAGCGAUUACAGGAAUGGAAAGCUCUUAAGAAAAAACAAAAAUUUGGAGAGUUAAGAGAAAUUUCUGGAAAUCAGUAUGUGAAUGAAGUCACGAAUGCAGACAAAGAUGUAUGGGUUAUAAUUCAUCUAUACAGAUCAAGCAUACCGACAUGUUUGUUGGUUAACCAGCAUCUUAGUCUCCUAGCAAGAAAGUUUCCAGAAACUAAAUUUGUUAAAGCCAUCGUGAAUAGCUGUAUUCAACACUAUCAUGACAACUGUUUACCAACAAUUUUUGUUUAUAAAAAUGGUCAGAUAGAAGGCAAAUUCAUUGGAAUUAUAGAAUGUGGAGGGAUAAAUCUCAAGCUAGAAGAACUUGAAUGGAAACUAGCAGAAGUCGGAGCAAUACAGACUGAUUUGGAAGAAAACCCCAAAAAAGGCAUUGUAGAUGUGAUGGUAUCUUCAAUUAGAAACACUUCUAUUUAUGAUGACACCAAUAGUUCAAGCAGUGAUAAUGAUGAUACCAAAUAG